AUGACCGACGACGCCGCCGACGCGUCCGAGGAGGUGGCGCUGCCCGAGCCGGAGGAGGUCGCGUCCGCGCCGGAGACGCCCCACAUCGUCUACGUGCUCUUCGACGACAUGGGCUGGAACGACAUCGGCUACCAGUCGACGGACAUGGCGGCGCUGACGCCCGUGCUGAGCGAUCUCGCCGAGAACGGCGUCAAGCUCACGCAGUACUACACGCAGUCGACGUGCACCGUGAGCCGCGCGGCGCUGCUGAGCGGCGUGCUGCCCAUGCACAACGGCAUCAGCCACGGCACGAUCGUCAUGGACAGCCCCAUCGGGCUGCCCCUCAAGUACAAGCUGCUGCCCCAGUACCUGCAGGAGAGCGGCUACCGCACCUACAUGGUGGGCAAGUGGGACAUCGGCCACUUCAACGAGGAGUACCUGCCGCACAACCGCGGCUUCGACCACUUCUUCGGCUUCUACGGCGCGGACAUCACCUACUUCAGCCACAUCUCGUCGCGGGGCUACUGCGCGAACCCGAACUGCUUCCCGGACCUGCGGAACGAGGACGAGACCAUGGCCAACGCGUCCAUGCGCUACACGACGGACCUCUUCCGCGAGCGGGCCGUCGGCUUCGUCGAGGGCCACGCGGCGAACCACGCGACCGACCCCCUCUUCCUCUACCUCUCCUUCAACGCGCCCCACUACCCGACGUCGGCGCCCCAGGAGUUCAUGCGGAACGAGGCCGAGCUGCUCGCGCCGUUCACGAACCGCGAGCGCCGCGUCUUCGCGGCCGUCGUCAACUACGCGGACCGGUCCGUGGGCCGCGUCGUCGAGGCGCUCAAGGCGACGGGCGCCUACAACGACAGCGUCAUCCUCUUCGCGAGCGACAACGGCGCCGUGCCGACGACGUGCAACCAGAGCCACUGCACGAGCGAGUCGAACACGGGCUCGAACUGGCCGCUCCGGGGCAUGAAGGCGACGUACUGGGAGGGCGGCUGCCGCGUGCCCGCCUUUGUGCACGCGCCCAAGUACCUGGGCGACCGCGCGAGCGGCUCGCUCUACCAGGGCAUCGUCCACAUCACGGACUGGAUCCCGACGAUCGUCCGCGGCGUGCUGCGGUCGUCGUCGACGCUCCUCGGCGCCGAGGUGUCCGGCGCGGACCACUGGGACUCGAUCCGGAAGCUCGCGACGCCGCCGCGGACGGAGCUUUUGUACGGCGUGGACCACUGCGUCGCCGGCGGCCAGCUCACGGGCGCGAUCCGCGUCGACAACUGGAAGUUCAUCAUCGACUACAACUACUCGAACUACCCCGUGCCGACGACCCAGGAGCCGUUCCUGGAGCGCUACAACACGACGGACAUCACGGACCACCUCGUCAACGGGUCGCUCUUCGAUCUGGCCGCGGACCCGAACGAGCGCACGGAUCUGGCGAACGCGCACCCGGAGCUCGCGGCCACGAUGCGCAAGAAGCUCAUGGAGCACUACGCCGGGUCGACGGAGUGCUACAUGUGCCCGCCGGCGGGCAUGAAGGCCUUCGACGUCUGGAACGCGAAGGAGAGCUUCAUCGGCCCCUGGGAGGCGGACGCGGACUCGAUGUACUCCUGUCGAACCUAG
Molecule: messenger RNA, 1593 nt
Organism: Aureococcus anophagefferens
Lineage: Eukaryota; Pelagophyceae; Pelagomonadales; Pelagomonadaceae
Gene: ARS11
Product: putative arylsulfatase
Exons: 1
Coding region: 1-1593 (530 amino acids)
Source: RefSeq, a predicted model, not a curated record